AUGUGCUCUGAGAUCUUCCUGGCGGCCGAGUUCAGCGAAAUCGCCUGCAUCGCCCUGGGCAUCUAUCUCUUCGGCAUGGUCUAUUCCCCUGGCGAGGGACCGGUACCUUUCACUUACUCGGCCGAGGCAUACCCGCUGUACAUCCGCCCCAUCGGCAUGUCUCUGGCGACGGCCACGACGUGGUUCUUCAACUUCCUCCUUGCCGUCACCUGGCCUUCUCUUCAGGCGGCCUUUACGCCGACGGGCGCCUUUGGGUGGCAUGGCGGUUGGAACAUCAUCGGCUUCUUCCUGGUGUUGCUGCUCGUCCCGGAGACUAAGGAGAAGACCCUCGAGGAGCUGGACGCCGUGUUCAGCGUUCCACUGCGGACUUUGGCGCGGUACGGGCUCGCGCAGUUCUUCUACUUUUGGAAGAGGUACAUCUUUAGGCAGGACAUUAGCCCGCCUGCUGUGCCGCAUGCUGGAGGGGUUGACUAUCAUCGGGACUCGUUCAAGCAGGAGAAGCAGCACAACCCGACUGCUCGUGUUUAA
Messenger RNA from Colletotrichum abscissum, 528 nucleotides. RefSeq lists its product as uncharacterized. Gene Ontology annotation, cellular component: membrane. Gene Ontology annotation, biological process: transmembrane transport. Gene Ontology annotation, molecular function: transmembrane transporter activity. The transcript has 3 exons. The record is from RefSeq and is a predicted model, not a curated record. Bases 1 to 528 code for a protein of 175 amino acids. NCBI's taxonomy places the organism in Eukaryota, Fungi, Ascomycota, Sordariomycetes, Glomerellales, Glomerellaceae.